Messenger RNA from Salvia splendens (bonfire salvia), 666 nucleotides. RefSeq lists its product as uncharacterized. The record is from RefSeq and is a predicted model, not a curated record. Bases 1 to 666 code for a protein of 221 amino acids. NCBI's taxonomy places the organism in Eukaryota, Viridiplantae, Streptophyta, Magnoliopsida, Lamiales, Lamiaceae. The transcript has a single exon.
AUGAAGAUUUUAGAAGUGCUAGUGCAAGAUAGGAAGACCAAUGACACCAAGAUUGGGAUCGUUGAAGCAAGGUUGAACAACCUCGAGGCCGGAAUAAACACCACUGCCACCGCCGUUACCAACAUAGAGAAUCAAAUGGACCAAGUCCAACAAAAGAUUGAGGAGGAUAAGGCAAAGGCAGUAGCACGAGUAGCCGACAUAAACAAGAAGUGGGUUGCAAAGCAGAAAACGGAUGAAGUCAAUAUCUCCGGAACAAAUUUUGGAGUCUGCCCGACGCCCAGCGGACUGGUAGCACCUGCCAAACAGGAGCUCGUGCGGCACAAUGGGAUUGUGGUCCCUUUCCAGCCGAAGAAGAAGUUCAAGCUUGAAGAGCAAUUCAAGCACUUCCUAAACAUGUUCUGCAAAGUCCAUACUAACAUCCCUCUCGUCGACUCUUUGCAGGAAAUUCCUAGGUACGCUAAGCUACUAAGGGAGGCCGUGAUGAAAAAGAAAAAGCUCCCCAAGGCCGACCUCAAGUUGCCUCUUCAUUGCAGCGAGAUCAUAAAAAGGGAGAAGGCCGUGAAGCAAAGAGACCCCGACCAGUUCAUCAUUAGGUGCUCAAUUGGACAAGGCAAGGUGAACAAGGCCCUUUGCGAUUUAGGAGCACGUAUAAAAUCAUGCCACUGA